AUGGCAAGCCUUGGUAUAAGUGUAGAUGGAAACAAACUCGAUGUCUCAUCUAGAAAAUUCACAUAUGGAGGUACAAUUAUAGACAGUGGAACGAUCAUCACUCGAUUGCCACAAGUGGUAUACUCUGCACUUAGUGAUGCUAUUAGACAGUCCAUGACGAAUUAUACAUUAUUAGAAGAUGUCGAUGAGCUCCUAGACACCUGCUAUCACUUAGAGGGAAACGAACCAUUUGUGUUACUAGAGAUUAAAUUCCAUUUUGGAGAAGAGAGUACUAUUGAUGUGACUUUGUCAAACAGUGGAACUAUAUGGAAGAAACGUGAUACAGUAAAUUGUUUGGCUUUUGCUGCAACGGAAAGCUAUACUAAUAGUAAUAGCAUUAUUGGUAUCGUUCAACAACGUGGAUUCAAUGUGCUUUAUGAUUUGGAAGGGGGAAGGAUUGGAUUUGGCCGUAGUUGUGCUAGCUAGUUGAUCAGAGCCAGAGCCAAAAUUUCAUUUUUCAUGUUCUUAGCAUAACUUGUGUAAUCAAACUUAAUUGUUAUU
Lycium ferocissimum is the source of this 540-nucleotide messenger RNA. Its product is annotated as aspartyl protease family protein At5g10770-like. The record is from RefSeq and is a predicted model, not a curated record. The coding region runs from base 1 to 465 and encodes 154 amino acids. The transcript has 2 exons. NCBI's taxonomy places the organism in Eukaryota, Viridiplantae, Streptophyta, Magnoliopsida, Solanales, Solanaceae. Gene Ontology annotation, molecular function: aspartic-type endopeptidase activity. Gene Ontology annotation, biological process: proteolysis.